This is a messenger RNA of Dibothriocephalus latus, 519 nucleotides long. Lineage: Eukaryota; Metazoa; Platyhelminthes; Cestoda; Diphyllobothriidea; Diphyllobothriidae. The record is from the annotation of a GenBank genome assembly.
AUGCUCUGCUAUCGCAGCAGCGGUUCAGACCUCGAACAUGCAAUCAACCUGUCUGUUCAAGCUGUUACCUCAAAAGCGUCUGCUCGUGAUGGCAUGAUCCGUGAGCUGGCAUCCUACGUGGAACUCAUGGUUUUCCAGGUGCGUCUCUCUGUUUGCCACCUUCUACCUUUUGUCCGUGCUCAUCCCGUCGUGUCAUGGGGCCCUGCCAGCAGCUUCUCAGCGGCUAGCGGCGGUUCUGACGGGCGAUCCUACAAACCGGCCGUGCUUGAUCUUGCCGGCUCAGCGUGUUCACGACGUCACGGAAACUCCCUAGUGUCUGCCUACGUGUUUCUGAAGGUGCUCUACCUGUUAAAUUCCGUGGGUCAAAUGUUUCUGAUGCAGGCCUUCCUGGGUCUGCCGGACGCCUUUGGCUUGCUCGCCCUGCGCAACAUCAUUGACGGCCAUGACUGGCAGGUGACCCUCGUCUUCCCCCGCGUUGGCUUCUGCUAUACCCCGGUGCGGAACCUGGGUUCAAAGUUC